Molecule: messenger RNA, 3293 nt
Organism: Stegastes partitus (bicolor damselfish)
Lineage: Eukaryota; Metazoa; Chordata; Actinopteri; Pomacentridae
Gene: glis1b
Product: GLIS family zinc finger 1b
Exons: 11
Coding region: 136-3195 (1019 amino acids)
Biological process (GO): regulation of transcription by RNA polymerase II
Cellular component (GO): nucleus
Molecular function (GO): RNA polymerase II cis-regulatory region sequence-specific DNA binding; DNA-binding transcription factor activity, RNA polymerase II-specific
Source: RefSeq, a predicted model, not a curated record
CUGAGAGGAUGCUAUCGAUCCGGCUCGCAAUUGCGCUCUUCUCCAGUUUGAUGAACAUGCAGAUGUGCGUCAUCACGCGUUUUCUGCUCCUUAUGAGCUAAUUAAACAAGGUAAUGUGAGCAGCCCAAGUCAUCAAUGCAGAACUCCUCAGCGCUGUUCGGGAUGGUGAGCCACUGUCAGACCCCAACUUUCGCGGACUUCACGGGCCUGGCGUUCUCCGUGUACGGCAGCAAGGCGGACAUCUGUGCGCGGCGAGCCGGCAACGCUGGCUUCGGAUCUCCGAUUUGCAGGAGCCCCCACGACGCACCGACUCACAUGAACUGCGCCAGCCCGAAACGAGUCACCGCAUCCGAGGAAAAGGCGCAUCUGGCAGCCAAAACUCCGCGCUUGUGCUUCUCUCUUCCACCGGUGCAAGUGAACGGCGCUUACUGCUCGGAGAAGGAUGCUGAUCUGGGCGACGCUGAGGGCAGCCUGAUGCGAUGUGGGCAGAGCUUACCGCUGCCAGCCGGGGGUCACUCAGAGGGGAUUUACCCCCAGAGCAUCCAGUGCAGCAGACCUACACCUGACCUCCUCCUGCAGGACGGCCCUCACCAAGACACCAGAUCCUCCUCUGCCUUCCACAGGACCCUGCCGGGGGCCUCACCCGGCCUGGGCUGCGGUGCCAACGGGACUCGCUCCUCCGUCCCGUACCCAAUCAAACAGGAGAACUCCAUGGGCUACAAGAUUUCCAGCCCGGGGUCCGGGGUCCGCAGCGCAUCUCAGGGUGGGUUUCAGGCCUGUAGGGCGGGCCAAGUUCUGGAGGUGCCAAGGGACGAGAUAGUCGGCGCCCUGCACGUUAGCAACAACGGCAAUGGCGUCUGCACAGUGAGCGGCGUGGACAGGGCUGUGUCAGGGGACGCCGUGCAGCCGUUUAAUAAUGAAGAUGGCUCCUCCCCGCUGGCUUUGUCCCCAACUGGCUCCCGUCAUUCAGCGCGGCUGCUCAGUGCUAGCAGUCUGAAGAGACGCUGCCUGUCUCUGGCCUCCCAGUCCGCCGCCGCCGCCGCCGCUGGCACCAACAGUGUCGCUGCCACCGCUUCCCCAUCAGCUCCUGGCGCUGCUUCUGAGGAGAUCAAUAUCACCGCCAUCAUCUGCUCCUCCUCCCAGAUGUCAAUGGUCGCCUGCGUCAACGGGUUCCGCGCAAACCUCUCGCCCAGCCACACCAGCAGCGCCGGCUUCUCCUCCUCUUCCUCCUCCUCUUCUACGUCUCCACCCUCUAACUCCUGCUCUCGGGAAGCCCCCCAGAGGCCCCCGCCUCACGGCAGCCCCCAGCAGGCCUCGCUACAGGAGAGCUGUCAGCUGUCCUCACCUGCUACCUGCCUGCUGUCCCUCUCUUCCUCCUGCUCCUCCUCCUCGUCCUCCUCGUCAGCGUCGUUAGUGGAGCCGGAGCAGGGCCAGGGCCAGAGCCUGGGGCUGUGCGAGGAGCAGGGCUCCAUGCUGCCGGGGCGUGGGGCUGGAGGAUCGGCCGAGGGAGGAGUGGGAGGAGGAGGAGGAGGAGGAGGCUCGGACGGGUUGGGGCUGCUGAUGAGCGGGGCCCUGAUGUCUGGGACGCUGCAUUCGGGGCCUGAAACUGGGGGUUUCCUAGACGGGGGCCAAAGAUCUGGGGCCGCCCUGAAGCAGGAACCCCUCGAUGACUUCUCCCCCAGUGAGGACGAACUCUUUCAGCACCACUAUCACCACCACCAUCACCUGAGUGGUCGCAGCGGGCACCUUCGUCACCACCCGCCUCGAGCUGCCAUGCCUCCGCCGUACCACUUGCACCAAUACGUGGGGCCCAGUCCCGGGGGCCCGCUGCACCACCAGAACCAGCAAACAGCCCCGGCCUCUUCCCUGGGACUCAAAUCAGCCUCUGGAGGUCCUCCUGGGCCCCACACAGCCCCGGAGAGGGAAGAAGUCGGAGGAGGAGCGGUGGCGGAUAAGCAGGUGUGUCGCUGGAUUGACUGCAGCGCUGCGUACGAGCAGCAGGAGGAGCUUGUGAGACAUAUCGAGAAGGUCCACAUCGACCAGCGGAAAGGUGAGGACUUCACCUGUUUCUGGGCCGGCUGCAUUCGCCGCUACAAGCCCUUCAACGCCCGCUACAAGCUGCUCAUUCACAUGAGGGUCCACUCUGGAGAGAAACCCAACAAGUGCAUGUUCGAGGGCUGCAACAAAGCGUUUUCCCGUCUGGAGAACCUGAAGAUCCACCUGAGGAGCCACACAGGAGAAAAGCCCUACCUGUGCCAGCACCCCGGCUGCCAGAAAGCUUUCAGCAACUCCAGCGAUCGAGCCAAGCACCAGCGCACUCACCUGGACACGAAACCGUACGCAUGUCAGAUCUCCGGCUGCACCAAACGCUACACGGAUCCCAGCUCCCUUCGUAAACAUGUCAAGAUCCACUCGGCCAAAGAGCAACAGGUGCGUAGGAAGAUUCGGCCCUGCCCUCACCUGGAGCAGGACGUCCUGAGCGACUGCAUGUCCAUGCAGCACCUCCAGAGCUCGGCGUCCUCGCAGCACCUCUACAACGGCAAAGAUGGACGUUCUCCAGCGCUGGGCCAAGACAUCUUCACAGGCCUGUACGCCGGCUCCAGCACCCCUCAUCACAGCGCCCCGGUGGAGCUCCUCUCCCCGACCCCCAACCCCGCCGCCGCCGCCUCCGCCGCCGACCUGCCCUCCUCCCGGCAGCACCGGCUGGAUCGGGACCUCGGCAGCCCCCAUCACCUGUCGCCGCUGGCUGCCAUGGACGGAGCGAGAGACGGGGUGUCGGGUCCCCUCCUGUCUCCUGGGAUGAAGGGAACGCCGACGCCUCCUCCUCCGCUGGAGAAGCAGCACAUCCACCAGCACCACAAGCCCUACGCUCACUAUCACCAUCAUCAGUCUGCCAGCGACGAAUACCAGGGCAGCUUUCAGAGCUGCUUCCAUUUCGGAGACUCCUACAGGAUGGAGCAGACGGUCGGUGGUGUCCACGUCCCAGGAGAUUCUCACGCCUACACAACCCAUCAGCACAAUGGCUUCCACAUGUCGGGCAGCAACACUGGCUCUGCAGGCUUCAGCUUGACCCAGGAGCUGCAGGGAGGCGCAGGGUGCCAGUUCUCCUCCAGCCCAGAGGAGAGCAUCUUCUUCCCGGUGGGCAGCUUCGACCGCAGCUUGAGCCACAUGUCGUCCGUCUACACAGAGACAUAAAGCAACACUGGAGCAGGACACGCUUCACCACAACUACUCCACAACUCCGCAGUCCAACUUCCUUCACGCUCACACUCUUAGGUCACCGCCUUAGUUCU